Cinara cedri is the source of this 6147-nucleotide messenger RNA. NCBI's taxonomy places the organism in Eukaryota, Metazoa, Arthropoda, Insecta, Hemiptera, Aphididae. The record is from the annotation of a GenBank genome assembly.
AAUGCAGAGUUGCAAUAAGUUUAGUCUUGUAAGUUGUAAUGAGCAUUUACUAAAAGGUCGAUAGGAGUAAAAGGUCUAUGGGCUUUCGGUGUACCUAUCACAAUAUUCAUAAUCACUAAAUCACUGUCAAUGUAAAUACAAACAGGAUUUUUUUUUUUUUUAAAUUUCAUUUGAUAAUGGUAUCGUGUGAUAUUACGAUAGGAAAGAGAUAAGACAUUGCAUACGCAUCGAGCGAAAUACGCAAAUCAUUUGUGGUAGUGUGUAUUAUUUCCUAUAGUUUGUUAUAUUUUUCAUCUUCAAUCUUUGUCGUUUAAUCAACUCGAGAAAAUGUGUUGAGUUGGUGAAUUGAUAUUCAAUCUUAGUGUUUGGUUAUUAUUUUAAUCAUGGCAAACAGUGACAGUGAUGAUAUUCUGUCUGGAAAUUUUCUAGAACCAGGUGAAUUAUUGGACAGUGAUGAAGAACUCCCGGACAAUAACGGUACCUCGAAUGGAACAAGCCAGCCAAUUCUACUAAAUAGACCCAAAGUAUGUUUAGUUGUUAAUUAAUCAAAUGAAUACAAAUUUGAAAUUGUCUAUUGUACCAGUUGAAUAGAAAUACAUUUCAAACCGCAAGUGUAUCUAAUAGAGAUGAACAAUCUACAUAUUACUCUUCUGACAUCACUGACAAACAAGUUCAAUAUAUUUUAAAUAGGUACGGUAAAAAAAUGCAAUAUAUAGAAUUAGUAAAUAAAAGUUUGUUUUGUAUUACAGUUUGCACAUGAACAAAAACAAUAAAGAUAUUCAUUUAAAUGCUUUACAUUUGCACGGAGUUAUGGGAAUGACUACUAAAGAUAUUAUUGAUUAUUUUGAUCAAUAUGAUCCGAAAUUUUUGGAAUGGGUAUCAAACUCUGAAUGUUAGUUACUUAUUGUUUAAUAAAUGCUUUACUAUUCUAAUUCUAUGCGAACUGUUCAAUUGUAUAGGUAAUGUUGUAUGGUUGGAUGAUAGAAUGCCUACUAGAGCAUUAUUGGACUUGACACGUCCGAUCCGUGAACUAAGACAUAUUGCAUCUGUAAUUGAUGAUGAACUUAAUGAUGAAGAUGGGAUAUUAAAUGAAAAUUCUAAUGACGAUCACAUGGAUCAAGAUGACGUAAGAGUUUAUUAACAUUUUGAAUCUCUACUUUUUUACAUUAUUAUUAAUAUAGUAUAAUAUUAUUUUUAAACUGUAGGUAUUGGUAUCGGAGGAUUAUGUUAGUUGUGUUGGCAAUGAGUUGCCUCCGGGUAUGUGGCGAAAAUCAAUUAAGCCCCACGCAAAAACCAAAUGCAUAUUGAUGAGAUAUAGUACAAUAUAUGACAAACAAGAUUUAACAAAUAAAAAUAUUGAUUCAGAAGAUGGAGGUAACUAUCUUAUAUAAUUAUUUUUAAUGAAGUAUAGAUACAAAUGUAGUGUAACACAAUAGUGUUACACUAUUUAUUUUUUAUGCAAGUUAAUUAAGUUUUUUAGGUGAAGUUAAUCAAAAUUCCUUUAACUUGUGAGUUAUGAUAAAGAUUUAUAAAUAAAUAGUCCAUGAAUUUUGUUACCAAAUUUGUAAUCAUUAUUUUCUACUGAAAUGAAAUGAAUAAUAUUAUUUGUCUUCCAUAUAUUAUAAUGUUUGCUUCGAAUGUACAACAAUAGAAUAAACUAAAAUAUCUAAUUUUAAUACUCAUAAAAAUCUAAUAUAGUUUAUAAAAUUAAAAAUAUAAUUAUUAUAUUUUUUUGACAUUUUAGUAAUUUUAUUUUUAUUUUUUAAUUGUUGAAAAAGUUUAAUACAACUGUCUUUCAUGAUUUAAAAUAUUAAUUUAAAAAAUUUAAUACUAAACAUAUUUGUUGUGAAUUGUAAUGGAUCCUGUAGAACUUCUUGUUUUUCAAUUUAAGUAUAAUCAUAAUAAUAAUGUGUUCAAUAAUCAAUGGACUAAAUAUUUUCCAAUGUAGCAGCAUAUGCACUUAAUGAAAUAAGCGACAUACAAAUUGAUUAUUUUUGUUUUGGACUUUUAAUCUAGACACAGUUGGCUUCAACCAACAUGUAUAUUAUUUCAAUGGAUAAUCAACAAUUUUUAUUAAAUUUGACAGCUUUAUGAUGGCAUUCAUGGCAUCAGGAUUAUUCUUUUUUCAAUCAGAUAUCCUGAUGAUAUUAUCACUCUUCAAAAAAGAAUUUCACUUGGUGUGGUGCAUGUGAUGAAUUGUUUUUUUUUUCAUUCUUAUAAUAUACCAGUUACUUUAUAUUUUUUUUAUAACAACAUGUGAUAAUUCCACUGCAAACACCAAAAAUUAUAUGCCUUUAUUAUUUCAUGACGUUCACUGAUGCAAUCACAGAAAAACUAAAUACACUCGUAAUAUCUGAUUAAAUUAUAAAAAAAACUUAGUGAUAAGAAAAUAAAUUUUAGUUUCUUUUUAUUAGCAUACUAAUUGAGUUAAUCCCUAAAUAAUGUUUUUCGUAGUUUAUUAACAAUAAUUUGAAGUAAUUUCGAUAAUUACUAAAAUUACAAAAAACAUAAAAAAUGAAUAUUUUAAGUUUACUAAAUUUAUAAAGUUCAACCUCUUUAUUUUUCUAUAAUUAAAAUGAUAAACCAUACAGAUUAUUUUUUGUAAAUAAAAACUUUAAAAAAUAGAUUGUAAAGUACAUUCGUCUUAAAUUAUUUAUAAACAUAUAUUAAAUGUAUGUAAAUUAAUUUUAUUAUAGAAUAUGCAUUAUUUUCACAUGAAAGUCGUAAACGAAAGUUUGUACCAAUUAGUAUCAACCAUCCUGAUAUUGGUGAUGAAGUGUUGAAAGGUGAUGUUCGAUGGAAAUUAGCCAAGAAUCCUGGAAUUAAUACGUGGACUGCAGUAGCUAAGACUUGGAGCCAAUAUGAUAAUGCUAUGGAUGCUAAGUGUAUGUAUUUUUAUUAAUUAUAUAUUUCCUAUGUAUUCUAAAAUUCUUAAACAGUCAAUAGGCUGUUUUAUUGUUGAUUGAUGUGAUUGGCAUAUAAUUAAUCCAGGGAUUUUCGAAGUGUGUCACAAAUUAGUUAGUAACAGAACAAAAAACAAAAAUAAACAAUCAUAUAAUAUAAAAUAAAAUAUUAACUGUAAGUUUACUCAUUUAUGUACCAUCAAACCAUUAAAUAUUUUGUAUAACAUUUGGGUACAUUUAUUAUCUAUGAUUAGUGGUCGGCUGUCGACCAGUCAAUAUUGUUUAAAUUAGUAUAGGUACAUUACAAUUUACCUGGUAUUAUCCACCUGAUAAGUUUAUGUUCAUAUAACUACAUGUCUGCACAACUAUUAUAUCAAAAUGCCACGAUACUUGUGUUUUUACUUUUCAUAAAAUUAUGCUUAUAUUGGAAACAAAUCAAGAAACAAACUUUAAGAUGAAAAAUUAAAAGCUUUUCAGUUUUCUGUUUAUCCAAAUAUAUUUAAAAAUAUGUAGUCAUAAAACAUUAUAUAAAGUAAAAUAAAACUACUCUUUCAUUUCACUCAUGUUCAUUUUUAUUUUUUAUUUCUGUAAACAACUUUUCUAUCAGAUUUCUUGUUCAAUACAAAAAAUGAUAAGAGACCUAUUUGUUACUUUUUAAAUUUAUUUGGUGCAUAUGAAAAUCAUUUUUUUAUUUUCCAAAUAGUUUUCAUAAGUAUAGGGGAAAAAAUAAAAAUGUAUACAAAACCUGACAAAUUUAUAAUUGUAAAAAGCUUCAUUUUUUUAUUUUGAUUUUCUACUAAAAAUCUUGCUCAGAAAUUAAGGUGUAGAAUCAUUUUCAUUUUAAAAUUACAUGUAUGUGAUAGAUUAAUAUGGGAAACAGAGACCACUUCAGAAGAGAUCUAGGACCAAGAUGGCAGAACUUUUAUAGUUAAGAAAAUGGAGAAGAGGAAAAUAAAAUAAUUAUUGAGAUUUCAUCAUCUAUAUAUACAGUCUAAACUAUUGACCUAUUAACUAGUAAAAAGUGCCUCCACAUUCCUCUGUCAAUUGGCCAUUAAGAUAAUACAGAGUGAAAGAGAGUUCCAAACUAUGUUUUUUGCCUUAUAUUGUCUUUAUAGCAUAUAAGUUGGAGGGGGGUCAGUGUGGUCCGUUGUACAACAGUAAUAAGUCUAUGUUCCAAACACUUUUUUCUCUACCACUCUAUAUUGUCUUGUUAUAUCUCUUUCUAGGCACCAUCCAUUAAUAGGUCUAUUAUUAACAACCCUGUUCUGAAAGAUUUCUACAGUUCCAUUUUUCCAAGAUAACUAUGCUUACAAUUAAUAACUGAUAAUUUUGUUAAAAAAAGAUUUAUAUUACAUUCAGGAUACCUAGCCCCUCUCUCUUUUCUAUAAUUAUGUAUUUACUUAUGCAAAUUAAAAUAUUUGUAAAUUACAAAUUAAAUUAAAACCUAUGUAAAUAAUUUUUAUUAGCUGUAUUUAAUUUUUAAAUAUAAUUAAUGUUAUAGAUAAACCUAAAGUCCGUACUCCAUCACCACCUCCGCCAACAUCGUCAUCAGGUGCCGCUAGUGAAGAUGAUGAUGAUUAUAAUGAGGCUAGGUAUAGAGAAAGAAAAAUACCAAGAAUGCGUAUGUAUGCAGAUGAUGAGACACAGGUUAUUGUGAGGAAACGUUUGAACUCUAGUUCAAAUUCAAGGUUAGAUUUUCAUUAAUAAAUUAAACAAUAUAAUUUUAAAACUACACAUUUUUUUUAAUACUUUCUCAUUAGACAUCAAGUAAAUAUAGCCAAUGAUUUACGCGAACGUUUAAAUGGACGUUUAGUAUCUGCAAAAGUAGCUAAAGCAAUUCGAGCUGCUAAAGCAAAUCAGCAUGUUGAUGAUGAGCCAUUUGAAGUAGACGUGGAAGAUGUUAAGGAAGAGGAAUGUAUAGAUAUUCCAUUUAGCCGUGCAACACGUCGAGAUAUUCCACGUCGCCAGUAUUUACAUGAAGAUGAUGAUGAUUAUACUAGUGAUGAAGAUGUAUAUGAGAAACCACACAUAAAGAGUAGACUAGGACCUCACAGAAAAUACGGUUACCGUUAUAAUUCUCGUUCUGUGUCUCCACUUCAAAUACAAAUCAAUAAUGACAAAUACUAUAAACGUACUAAUCGGCGUUGAAAUGCAGGUUUAUUAAUAAACUUUAAGAUUCAACUGACUUAAUAUUCAGAUUUUGAAAAUCUUUUUAAUAACUAUUUUAUAAUUAAAAUUAUAUUAAUCAUUUUUCUCUUUACGUACUUUUACAACCAUUUAGUUUUCUAAUUAAAUGAUGUAGAAUAAAAACACAAUUAUUUGUAAAAUUGUGUGUACCUAUUGUGUUGUGACAAUUCCUAAAUGCUUGUUAAAAAAUUGUGCAUCACUUUUUCAUUGAUUCCAUUAAGAUCUACUUUUAGAAAAAUAUAUUAUACUUUUAUUUAUAAUUAUGAGUUAUGUACCAUUAUCAUAUUUUACAUAGAAUUUUGAUCUUAUAAUUAGCCUGGUUCGUAUAUUUAUUAAUGUAUCAGUAUUAGUAUCGUAGAAUUUUUAAUAUUUGAUUUAUCAACAAUAUUAGUUUUUCCAAUAUGCAAUUCACAUUUUAUUUGACUGUACUCUUUUACAGGAGUGUCAAAUUGUUCAGAUGUAAUCUGGGUUAUGUUGACCGAUGAGAAGUUGGCGUAGCUUGCAAAUUAUAUAUUUUUUGCUGAUAAACCAAUUAUUAGUGAUAAUAAAGUGAACAAAUAAAGUCAUCCAUGACAGUAACCAUUUUUUGUAUUUUAUUUUUUCUGUAUGUAACAAUUAGCUAGUGGCUGUGGGUUGAAAGGUACCCUUGUUUUUAAGCAAACUAGUUGUGUAAUAAAUAUGUUUACAUGCACGAACACACCGUUUUUAAUAUUAUACAAUGCAAUUUCUAUUUGCUUUUGUUAUCAUUAAUCAUAUCUUAGAUAACAGUUUAAAUAUUAGCCAAUUAGAAUUAAUGAAUAAAUUACGUACAUUUAUUUGCUCAAUAUUUAUGUAGGAUUUUUAUUAAGUUCAAAGUAGGUACAUCUAAAUGAUUCAGUAAUUUAUCUAGCAAUUCAAGACAACAAAAAUAAUUAACAAAGUAAUUUUAUUUAAAAAAGAUUACUUCGUGUAAUGUUAGAAAAUGUUACUAAUGGAACACUUUUAUACUCUAGUUUAGACUGUUUGUUAUCAUAUUAAAUUAAAGGUUAUGUUUUUUAUAGAUAUUUAAUUAUUUCAC